Pyrgilauda ruficollis (rufous-necked snowfinch) is the source of this 903-nucleotide messenger RNA. RefSeq names its product regucalcin-like. NCBI's taxonomy places the organism in Eukaryota, Metazoa, Chordata, Aves, Passeriformes, Passeridae. The record is from RefSeq and is a predicted model, not a curated record. Gene Ontology annotation, biological process: L-ascorbic acid biosynthetic process. Gene Ontology annotation, molecular function: enzyme regulator activity; gluconolactonase activity; calcium ion binding. Bases 1 to 903 code for a protein of 300 amino acids. The transcript has 6 exons.
AUGUCUUCCUCCAUCAAAAUUGAGUCUGUUGUGAAGGAGAAGAACCGGAUGGGAGAGUGCCCAGUCUGGGAAGAAAGGGAGAAUGCACUUGUCUACGUAGACAUCAACUCACAGAAAGUUUGCCGCUGGAGCCCAGUCACCAAUGAGGUGCAGAGCGUGUCUGUGGAUGCCCGUGUCGGCUCGGUGGCUCUACGGCAGUGUGGGGGCUAUGUCAUCGCCCUGGGGACCAGGUUUGCCUUCCUGGACUGGGACACCCAGGCACUCACCACCAUCCUUGAGCUCGAGCAGGAUAAACCCAACAACAGGUUCAAUGAUGGGAAAGUGGAUCCAAAGGGGAGGUUUUUUGCUGGUACGAUGGCUGAAGAGACAGCACCAGGGGUCCGAGCGAGGCGGCAAGGAGCUCUCUACACCCUCUUCCCUGACCAUUCAGUAAUAAAACAGCUAGACCAGUUGGACAUCUCCAAUGGUCUGGAUUGGUCCCUGGACCACAGGACCUUCUUCCACAUUGACAGCCUGUCAUACGCUGUCCAUGCCUUCAGCUAUGAUGUGCACACUGGAAAGAUUGCCUGCCCCAAGCUUUUGUACCAUCUGGAAAAGGAGGAGCAAAUGCCUGACGGGAUGUGCAUAGAUGUAGAAGGGAAGCUCUGGGUGGCCUGUAUUGAUGGCGGCAGAGUCAUUCGCAUCGACCCAGAGACAGGCAAAAGAAUCCAAACUGUGAGGCUUCCUACUCCAAGGAUCACCUCUUGCUGCUUUGGUGGAAAAGACUACUCAGAAAUGUAUGUGACUUCUGCAUACGAUGGACUGGACGAGGCCACCUUAGCCAAGGAACCUCAUGCAGGAGAGAUUUUCAAGAUAACAGGCCUGGGUGUGAAAGGGAUCCCACAGAAUUUCUAUGCUGCUUGA